Ornithorhynchus anatinus (platypus) is the source of this 2256-nucleotide messenger RNA. Its product is annotated as NTPase KAP family P-loop domain-containing protein 1-like. Lineage: Eukaryota; Metazoa; Chordata; Mammalia; Monotremata; Ornithorhynchidae. The record is from RefSeq and is a predicted model, not a curated record. The coding region runs from base 1 to 2256 and encodes 751 amino acids. The transcript is spliced from 4 exons.
AUGGAGGAUGAUGUGUUCUGCCACGCCCUGGCCAAAGUCCUCUACCACGCGCCCACGCCGGUCACCGUGGGCUUCUACGCCCCGUGGGGCCACCGCAAAAACGUCCUGCUGCAGAAGGUCCAAGAUUUCCUGGUGGCCAAAGGGGAAGAGAAAGACCGGCAGGAGAUGGAGCGGGGCGGGCCGGCUCCGCGGGGCUGCCGGGGCUGGGACCUGGUGGCCGUCCUCUUCCAGCUUCUCUUCUUCCGGCCCGUGCCCGUGUCCGUGCCUGGGUCCGUGCCCGCGUCCCAGGACCGGUCCGCCCCCGCGCGCUCCAACAUCCAGCACAUCUUCAUCCGCUUCAGCGCCUGGGAGUUCGCCGGCAGCGACCGGCUCUGGGCCGGCCUGGUCACCACGCUGUGUGACCGGGUGGAAGAACACUUCGGCCUCCUGCCGGUCAGCCUCUUCCGGGCGCUGAGGCGGGAGCGGGAGCUGCGGCAGGCUGCGGCCGAGGUGCGCUGGGAGAGCAGGAAGAUCCUCUGCCUGCCCCUGUGGGCCGCCCUGGCUCUGGUGGCCGCCGUGGUCGCCAGCGUGGCCAUCCUCGCGCUGGUCAUGGGCAUCCCCCUGUCGCCGGGCGACCCCUCCGAGCGGGCUGUGGCGCUGGCCGAGGGGCUUGGCGGCGCGGUGGCGGGGGCGGCCGUGGCCCGGGCCCUGCCGCUGGUGGUCACGGUGGCCAAGAACGCGAUGGUCACGCUCAAGGGCCAGGUGGAGCGCCAGAUGAACCGGACGGACCUCAGCGGCCAGCUGGACUUCAUGAACGGCGUCAAGCGGGAGGUGCGGGUCAUCACGGCCUGCGUGCGGGCCAUGGAGAGCUUCCAGCGGCGGCGCAUCCGCAUCGUGCUGCAGGUCAGCGACCUGGACAAGUGCUCCCCGGACAAGCUGCUGGGCGUCCUGGAGGCCCUGUCCAUCCUGCUGUCGGAGCGCGACGCGCCCUUCGUGUCCAUCCUGGCCGUGGACCCGGGCGUGGUGGCCGAGGGCGUGGAGACCUCCCUGAGCCGCCGGGGCCUGUCUUACAAUGGUUACGCCUUCCUCAACCGCCUGGUCACCCUGCCCUUCUCCGUGCCCCCUAUGGGCCGCGAGUCCCGGCAGCAGCUGCUAGCCGGCGUGGUCAGGGACAACCAGCGGCUGGCGACGGAGACCAAGGAGGACGACGGCGACGGCAUCGGGGUGGGGGUCGGCCGACGCCGGCUCCCGGCCCCCCGUCGCACCUCUCUGGUGCUCGUCCACCCCGGCUCCGCGAUCCCCAGGGCCGCCAACGAUGAAGACGAUGACCAGGCCCCGGCCGAAGUCCUGGCCCACGAAAUGCAGCCUCUGAUGGAAGCCGGGGACCAGGGAGGGCCGGGUACCAUACAGCACAUCCGAGACGCACACGACAGCCUCCUGAGCCCCUCCAUGGUGGCCUUCAUGUCGGACAGCGUGGUGGACAUGAGGCGCCUGACCAACAGCGUGGCCAUCAGCAUGCACCUCCUGGUCCGCAGGGUGCCCCGGCCGCAGAUAAAGGAACUGCGCCCCCUGAAACUGGCCGCCUGGGUCAUGCUGGCCAAUCAGUGGCCGUGCCAUCUGAGCUGGCUACUGCAGUGCCUGGAGGACGAGCGGCAGCUGCAGGGCGUCGUGCCGGCCGCCCCCUCGGAGCCGCUGUGGGAGACCUUCGAGCGCUACCGGGAGGAGUUCGACCUGAUGAAGCCGCACCUGGGCCGCUUCCUGGUGCUGGACGGGGACCCCGAGCUCUUCCAGCAGUUCCUCCGGGGUCAAUUCCGGGACCCCCCCGAGCCCUUCCACACGAGCGAAGCCGACCUCUACCUGCCCGUCACCGUCAACCUGGACCUGUCCAUCAAGAGGCGGCUGGAGCUGCUGCGGGGGAGCCGGACCUCCAGCUCCAGGCCGGUCCCGGCGGUCCGCAGGCUCCCGGUGUGCGCGGGUCUGCGGCUCGGCGUGGAGGAAGUCUGCAAGAAGCUGGGUGACCUCGGCUUCAAGGGCGAACCCCUGCGGCGCUACCGGGCCCGGGUGAGAGAGCACAACCUCAACGGGCGGACCCUGCUCCUCAGCGACCCCCAGGACAUCCGGGAGGCCCUGAGCAUGAGCCUGGGGGACUGGGCGCUCUUCAGCGAGCACUUCCUCGGAGGGCUCCCGCAGGGGGAAACGCUGGCCGGCUCCCCCUCCGGGGGCCCCCCGCUGCAGGCCGGGAGGGCUCACAGCUGCGAGACCAAGGCGAAGGUCUGA